AUGCGUGGAUGCCUGUCCCAUGAGCGAAGGCUCAAUAUUUCGAUGGCUCCACCAGCCGCACCCUGCCACGCCCCGGCCCUUGCGCGGAAAUCUGGAGUUUCAGUGCUUCUCCUUCCAGACUGCUCCCACUGUCACUUUCCAGCCCGUCAGGGUGGUCUCAAACCUUGGCGUACUCCCUCCCAUCAACAGCAACAGGCCCCGCUUGAUCUCGACACCUCUGGCUGUGUGCAGGGAGAUCUUGUUUACAGACAGCCUAGUUACGUGGCUUCUCCUUCUUGCCACGGAACAGGGCCAGCAGGGACACACCAGCCACCUUCACCACCUGCAAGGAUGGCCAUGGAGGGAGCUGAUGAGCAGUCUGGCAAUCGCGCGGUGGGCCCCUGGUGGAGACACACCGUCUGCGCCGCCAGCAUGCAAACGACGAGGCACGAAGAGGUCCUGCGCGGCACACCCACCGCAAGCCACUCCUACUCCCACCACAAACCUUGA
Messenger RNA from Auxenochlorella protothecoides, 489 nucleotides. RefSeq lists its product as hypothetical. The coding region runs from base 1 to 489 and encodes 162 amino acids. The transcript has a single exon. Lineage: Eukaryota; Viridiplantae; Chlorophyta; Trebouxiophyceae; Chlorellales; Chlorellaceae. The record is from RefSeq and is a predicted model, not a curated record.